GCAAGACCAAGCUCGGGGCCGAUCACCCAGAUACGCUAACGAGCAUAGCCAACCUUGCGUCGACAUUUUGGAACCAGGGCCGGUGGGAGGAGGCCGAGAAGCUGUUUGUGCAGGUGAUGGAGACGAGCAAGACCAAGCUCGGAGCCGAUCACCCAGAUACGCUGACGAGCAUGGCCAACACCGCUUUUACUUGGAAAUGUCAAAGUCGACAUGCCAAUGCUUUGGCUCUGAUGGAGGACUGUGCCCAAGCUCGACGCCGAGUUCUUGGCCAGAAGCAUCCCGACACGCAAUCGUCUUUGGCUACCGUUGCCAAGUGGAGGAGCUAGAAUGUGUUUCGCGUUUCGCUUACAUAGUCCAACCCGGUUUAUUUCUUUUGUCAGAUUGACAGAGUGUAUAUUUAUGUAGUUAUUAGGUCGCUACUUUUGAUAAGCACUUUUUACACCAA
Molecule: messenger RNA, 445 nt
Organism: Lasiosphaeria miniovina
Lineage: Eukaryota; Fungi; Ascomycota; Sordariomycetes; Sordariales; Lasiosphaeriaceae
Exons: 1
Coding region: 117-326 (69 amino acids)
Molecular function (GO): protein binding
Source: RefSeq, a predicted model, not a curated record